Molecule: messenger RNA, 2307 nt
Organism: Chiloscyllium plagiosum (whitespotted bambooshark)
Lineage: Eukaryota; Metazoa; Chordata; Chondrichthyes; Orectolobiformes; Hemiscylliidae
Gene: dacha
Product: dachshund a
Biological process (GO): regulation of transcription by RNA polymerase II
Cellular component (GO): nucleus; transcription regulator complex
Molecular function (GO): DNA-binding transcription factor activity, RNA polymerase II-specific; RNA polymerase II cis-regulatory region sequence-specific DNA binding
Source: RefSeq, a predicted model, not a curated record
UCGGGGGGCAGAGUGGGUGACUGCGGCUCUUCUCACUCAUUUCUUUACUACGUUGCACAGAUACACAGAGAGACACAGGAAAGUACAUGUGGACAAGUGACCAUGGCUGUGUCAGCUCCCGUUAUCCCACCGCCCCCUCUCACACCCACUUCCACCCCGUUAACAGGAGGCUUGUACCGGACCGAUUCGAUGUACCCCAGCCCUUCGGAGUCUCCCAAACUCAGCAGCAUUGGGAACAAUCUCAACAGCGGCAACGAGUGUAAGAUGGUCGAGCUCCGUGGAGUCAAAGUGGCGUCUUUCAAUGUGGACGGGCAGGAGCUGAUCUGCCUUCCGCAGGUUUUUGAUCUCUUCCUCAAGCAUCUGGUGGGCGGUUUGCAUACGGUUUACACCAAGUUAAAGAGACUGGAUAUAACGCCCGUGGUCUGCACCGUGGAGCAGGUCAGGAUCCUCAGAGGACUCGGAGCCAUCCAGCCCGGCGUCAACCGUUGUAAACUCAUAUCCAGGAAAGACUUUGAAACUUUGUUCAACGAUUGCACCAACGCGAGUUCAAGGCCUGGAAGGCCCCCAAAACGUACCCUGAGUGUCACGUUGCCAGAAAAUUCUCGCAUUAUGUCCCAUGCAGUCCCAGGUCUCUUAUCACCAGGAAUCAUCUCGCCAACAGGUUUAACAGCAGCAGCCAUGGCUGAAGCGAUGAAGUUACAAAAGCUGAAGCUUGCAACAAUGAAUAAUCUCCAUGGUAAUGGCAGUCAAAAUGGCACGGAGUCUGAAAAUGAAGAACUUAAUUCUGGUACAGGACUAGAGUUGCCAUUCAUGAUGAUGCCCCACCCCCUCAUCCCUGUCAGCCUACCUCCUGCAUCGGUUACCAUGGCAAUGAGCCAGAUGAGUCACCUCAGCACCAUAGCUAACAUGGCAGUGGCAGCCCAAAUGCACAGUCCCCUUUCCCGAGCAGGAGCUUCUGUUAUUAAGGGAAUGCCACUACAAGCCAGUAAAGGUUACACUCAUCUACUUGGACAACCUCUUGAAUUUUUGUUCUGCCACCAGGAGCGGGUUCAUAAUAGCCCAUCCCCAGCACCAUCCCUUGAAGACAGUCACCGACCUGGAAGUCACCCUUCUUCACAUCAGAGCAGCAGUGUGUCUAGCUCACCAUCCCAACAUGACAUUGCCUCUGACAGAAUAUCUGGUCAGCCUGGGACUAGAGAAGGGGAGCUCACUGACCAUGAUAAUGGACCCAAUAUAAAGAGAAGUCAAAAGGAGAAAGAUGAGACUCAGCUCAUGAUGCCUGCCAUCAGAACCAGCAUUGAAAAGUUUCACAUGGCUGGGCAAGCCUUGCCACCUGGAUUUCCUGCUCCAUUUUUAUUCGCUGAUGGACUAUCUUCAAUAGAAACACUGCUAACCAAUAUUCAGGGCCUGCUGAAGGUGGCUGUAGACAAUGCACGUGUGCAAGAAAAGCAGAUACAACAGGAAAAGAAAGAACUCAAACUGGAGCUUUUCAGGGAGAGAGAAAUGAGAGAAACCUUAGAGCGGCAACUCACAGCAGAACAGCACAAUAGAGCAACAAUUCAAAAGCGACUGAAGAAAGAGAAAAAGGCAAAGAGGAAAUUACAAGAAGCACUUGAAUUUGAGUCAAAGCGACGAGAGCAAGUGGAACAAGCUUUACAACAGGCUACAUCCACAGAAAGUCUCAGGGUGCUCAAUGACGCAGUAAUUCCCGAGAUGGAAGCUGAACACUGUGGGACUCAACUUGAUACCACAGCUACAGUACAAGAUAGAUCAUACAUGAAAACAUCCAUUCUGUAUUGAUGGACAAUUUUUAAAUUGAACUCAACCAUGUACUGACAACGUUUCCACACUCCAGUGAAACCACGGCUGGGUACAGCACGUACUUCAAGCCUCUUUCCUUCAGUGCAGCCUCAGUUGAAACAUUUGUCUACAGGAUUCAUAAUUCAAAAAAAAUUAAAAAUACACCCAAUGUGAUGGAUUAGUGCUGUAGCAUCAUCUGUGCUGCAGGUAAUAUUGCCAAAAUGCAGCAAUGUUUUUGUAACAGGUUAGCUGCGCCAGUUGAUAUACAUAGCAAGAGACAUACUGGCUGGUUAAAAAGUAGUGUGUUAUGCUAUUUUGAAGAACACAUUGAGGGCCAACUUAGACUGAAGUGACUUUAUGAAUUGAUGAAUUUACAGCACAAUAAGCUUGAUUCGAGGCUGUUCAACGCAAUUAGCCCAGAGACAACCGAAGGACUUUGUAAUAGCUGAAGGAAUUCUGCAACAAAACUGUCUAUUGUAAUUAUGAAUAAAGCUUUCUCUGUGAAAA